AAGAAAUAUUGGGAGUUUACAACUUUACCCACGGGAGGAACCUACGGAUACCUCGUUUCGAGAUUUGCGGCAGGCAGCGUAUCCUCGGCGGCACAGAUCCCACAUUCAUUGUUAACGGAGACUGACGAGCCGUGUGUGCACAGGCUUCAUCUCCAGACAUUUGGUCCAAAGGUUAGGUCUAAAAACCGCGAAGCUGCUGUCUACGUGGACUGGUGCUGAAGCCUCCCGUCCGACUGCCAGGACCUCUGCCAAAUCCAGAGACAUGGCGACGAACGGCACCAAAACGGAUGGACAAGUCACAGAACUGAACGAGGUGGCCACUAACAAUGACAAGCCCAAGUCACUGGACGUGAAACCCGAAAAGCAGAAAAAGGAAUUGCCCGAUAGGGAAACAUGGGCGGGAAAAUUUGAUUUCCUCCUGUCGUGUGUGGGUUAUGCAAUUGGACUGGGCAACGUAUGGAGAUUUCCCUAUCUGUGUGGGAAAAACGGCGGAGGAGCCUUCUUGAUUCCCUAUUUUUUGACCCUCAUAUUUGCUGGAGUCCCCUUGUUUCUACUGGAAUGCUCCCUUGGUCAAUACACCUCUAUUGGAGGGCUUGGUGUGUGGAAACUGGCUCCUAUGUUUAAAGGUGUGGGCCUUGCAGCAGCUGUCCUGUCCUUCUGGCUUAACAUUUACUACAUUGUAAUCAUUUCUUGGGCCAUUUACUACCUGUACAACUCCUUCACCACUGAACUUCCAUGGAGCUCGUGUAACAAUCCAUGGAACACAGAGAAAUGUUAUACAAACCACUCAAUCGCAGACACCACCAAUCUCACCAGUGCAGUGGUGGAGUUUUGGGAGCGCAACAUGCAUGAAAUAACCGAUGGCUUGGAAAAACCAGGCCAGAUUCGAGUGCCACUGGCAAUAACAUUGGCCAUCGCCUGGGUCCUUGUGUACUUCUGUAUCUGGAAAGGGGUUGGCUGGACGGGGAAGGUUGUUUACUUCUCCGCCACGUAUCCCUACUUCAUGCUGUUCAUUCUCUUCAUCCGUGGGGUGACUCUACCUGGAGCUAGAGAGGGAAUUCUGUUCUAUAUCACCCCUGACUUUGAAAAACUCAAAGAAUCAGAGGUGUGGCUGGAUGCAGCUACCCAGAUCUUUUUCUCAUAUGGAUUGGGAUUGGGGUCACUUAUAGCUCUGGGCAGCUAUAACCCUUUUAAUAACGAUGUUUACAGAGACUCUGUCAUUGUGUGCUGCAUCAACUCAUGUACCAGCAUGUUUGCUGGCUUUGUAAUCUUCUCUAUUGUUGGCUUCAUGGCACAUGUGACAAAGAAAGACAUUGCCGACGUAGCAGCUUCAGGUCCUGGCUUAGCUUUUCUGGCCUACCCGGAGGCUGUAACCCAGUUGCCUGUGUCUCCUCUCUGGGCCAUUCUGUUCUUCUCCAUGCUGCUCAUGCUGGGGAUAGACAGCCAGUUCUGCACCGUUGAAGGCUUCAUCACUGCUCUGGUGGAUGAGUUUCCCAGAGCUCUUAGGGGCAGACGAGAGAUCUUCAUCGCGGCUGUCUGUCUGGUGUCCUAUGUGAUCGGACUUUCAAACAUCACACAGGGUGGACUCUAUGUGUUCAAACUGUUCGACUACUACUCUGCCAGUGGGAUGUGUCUGCUGUUCUUGGUCUUCUUUGAAUGCAUCUCUAUAUCCUGGUGUUACGGUGUGAACAAGUUCUACGACAACAUCCAGGAAAUGAUUGGCUACAAGCCGUGUAUAUGGUGGAAGAUGUGCUGGGUCGUGUUCACCCCUCUCAUUGUCGCCGGGGUGUUCUUGUUCAGCGCCGUACAAAUGGUUCCCCUCAAAAUGGGAGACUAUGUGUUCCCAGGAUGGGGUCAGGGUGUGGGCUGGCUCAUGGCGCUGUCCUCCAUGGUUCUCAUACCAGGAUACAUGAUCUAUAUGUAUCUGGGACUCAAGGGCACUUACAAAGAGCGACUUCGGAUAAUGCUCCAGCCUCCUGCGGUUGUCAGGCGACCUCAGGAGAACGGGCCCGAGCAGCAGGCGGAAACCAACACGGCUAACCUUUCCAGCCCUGCCAAUCCAGCCAAUCCAGCGAGCCCUGCCAACCCAGCUCCCGCAAACCCUUCCAGCCCCACCAAUCCGGCUCCUGUCAACUCAACCAGCCCCGUGACCCCCGCUAACCCGGCUCCUCCGCCAGCAAAUCCAGCCACUGCCGCUAGCCCGGUGAACCCGGCGACUAGUCCCACCCCCGCCGUCACCACCACGGCCACCACCACCACCACCGCGGCCAGUCCGGCAAACCCCACCACCACAACUGUUAGCCCAACCAGCCCGCCGCCCAACCCAGCUAGCCCAACGGAGCCCGUUAACCCCCCAAACCCGACGAGCCCGACCUCCAACCUGACCAAUGCAGAGGCCAACGUGUAGACAACAAAGAAACCCUCAUGGAGCAUGUACAUGUAGACAAAAGAGAACAUUACAAAGGACUUCCAAGAUUUUAAUUGAUUCACCUACCUCCAGGGGCAAUAUGUGAUCAAAACCGAUUUUCAAACCAUGUUUAAUUUUUCUGCAUUUGUAAAACCAAGCCAAUGAUGUCUUAUUGUUGGUUUGCAUUCUGAAAACAAUAUCAAAGACUGUUAGUGUUCGCAAAUACAACCAUAAAUCUGAGGAAAAAAAAGAUGUAAACAUACUGUGUAAUACUGUGAGAAAAGAAAAAAACAUAGAGCUAUAGAUUAGAGAUUUGUUUAAUAUCUUCAUGAAUCAAGUAAAUACCGUGUGAAUAUAGUAGAUGAAGUAGUGAACAAAAUUGACAUCAUUGAAGCGUGCAGGGGAUGGCGUCAAUUUUAUUGUGGAUGUUUACUAAACCUCACACAGUUGUCUCUUUUCCAAACGUUGCACUCUGUGAGGUAAGCUACAGGCCACAAGGCAAACGAGGAGCUCUGAGUAAGCACAAUGCCAAUAAGAAGUUCAUGUUUAGGAGCUCUGGAGCAA
This is a messenger RNA of Chelmon rostratus (copperband butterflyfish), 2971 nucleotides long. It is a transcript of the gene slc6a1a, whose product is annotated as solute carrier family 6 member 1a. Gene Ontology annotation, biological process: sodium ion transmembrane transport; neurotransmitter transport. Gene Ontology annotation, cellular component: axon; plasma membrane; cell surface. Bases 263 to 2407 code for a protein of 714 amino acids. Gene Ontology annotation, molecular function: gamma-aminobutyric acid:sodium:chloride symporter activity. NCBI's taxonomy places the organism in Eukaryota, Metazoa, Chordata, Actinopteri, Chaetodontiformes, Chaetodontidae. The transcript has 15 exons. The record is from RefSeq and is a predicted model, not a curated record.